AUGACGCUUUUGGCAGUUAAAGUCUUAGUUAAGGAAAAUCAAAGGUCUAUUGGUAUAGCUUUUACAGAUUUUUUAACAAAAAAAAUUGGAAUUUCAGAAUUUACAGAUAAUGAAUUAUAUAAUAAUUAUGAAUUUCUUUUAGUACAACUAAAUGUAAAAGAAGUUCUUAUGUGUUUUAAUGAAAGAGAGAAUUUUGAAUUGUCUAAGAUUAAAGGUAUAACAGAGAAUGCAGGGAUAAAAAUCACAGAAAUGAAUUCAAAGGAUUUUAAAAUAAACAAUAUUGAACAUGAAUUGGAUCAGAUUCUUGAUGAAAAUAGUUUAAAAAUGUUAUCACAUAUUGAUGAUAAAAUAUGUAAAGAUUCAAUGUCAGCAAUUAUAAAAUAUUUAUUAGUUACAAAUGAUUUAAUAGAAACAGAAAAAUUUGGGAUUUAUAAAUAUAAUUUAUCUCAAUAUAUGAAAUUAGAUAUUCCGGCUCUUAAAGCAUUGUCACUUUUUCCUUGUGCGAAUUCUGAGUCAAAUACUUGUCUUUACAAUCUUCUUAAUAGAUGUAAAACACCAAUAGGAAGUCUAUUAUUAACACAGUGGAUAAAACAACCAUUGGUGGAUCAAAAUGAAAUUGAAAAAAGACAUACAUUAGUAGAAGCGUUUUGUAAAAAUUUAGAAACUAUGCGGAUUAUUCAAGAUUUUUUAAAAAGUUUCCCUAAUAUUUAUAAAUUAAGUAGAAAAUUUGAAAAAAAAGAUGCUACAUUAGAAGAAGUAGUUCGAGUUUAUCAAACAGUAGUAAAAAUUCCUAAUAUAAUAAAUGCUUUUGAGAAAAUUGAAGAUGAUAAUUAUUUAUCAUUGAUAGAAGAAUCAUAUUUAUCAAAAUUAAGGGAACUUUAUGAAACAUUUAAGAAGUACAUAGAAUUGGUAGAAACUACAAUUGAUUUUGAGGCUAUGAAUAAUCAUGAAUGGGUUGUUAAAUCAGAAUUUGAUGAAUCUCUUUGUCGUUUUUCAGAUGAAUUAAAUGAAUUAAAGAAUAAGAUCCAGGAAGAAUACAUUCGUGUUAGUGAAGAUUUAGAGCAAGAUACUUUAAAAAAACUUAAACUAGAACAAAGUGAAAUAUAUGGAUGGUGUCUUAGACUUACUAGAAGUCAAUCGCAUUGUAUUAAAAACAAGAAUUAUAUAGAAUUAUCUGUUCUAAAAUCUGGUAUAUAUUUUACAACUUCAAUAAUGCGUAGACUUAGUAAUGAAUACAAUGAUAUUAUGACUCAAUACAAAAAUCAACAGAAACAGCUUAUAAAAGAAAUUGUUGAAAUUGCCGCAUCAUUUUGUCCUGUAAUGGAAAAAUUGGGCCUAGUUAUUUCUCAACUUGAUGUAAUAAUAAGUUUUUCAGAUAUAUCAAUUUCAUCAAUUAUCCCUUAUGUUCGACCAAUUAUAAGUAAAAAAAAUAAAAUUAUGCUUAAGGACUCUCGACAUCCAUGCCUUGAGAUUCAAAGUGAUAUAACUUUUAUUUCAAAUGAUGUUAAUCUUGAACGUGGCGUAUCUGAAUUUCUUAUUAUUACGGGUCCUAAUAUGGGAGGAAAAUCAACAUAUAUUCGCCAGAUUGGAUUAAUUGUUUUAAUGGCUCAAAUAGGAUGCUUUGUUCCUUGUGCAGAGGCAGAGAUUUCUAUAUUUGAUAGCAUUCUUGCAAGAAUUGGUUCUAAUGAUUCCCAACUUAAAGGAAUUUCAACAUUUAUGGCAGAAAUGCUUGAAACAGCAACAAUACUUCAAACAGCAUCAUCUAACUCUUUGAUUAUAAUUGAUGAAUUAGGAAGAGGAACAAGUACUACAGAUGGAUUUGGUUUGGCAUGGGCAAUAUCAGAAUAUAUAAUUAGUAAAAUCAAUGCAUUUUCUUUAUUUGCCACACAUUUUCAUGAAUUAACAGAAUUAUCAAAGAAAUACUCAAUUGUAAAAAAUUUAAACGUUAUUGUUCAUCUUGAGAAUAAUAAUAAAAAUAAGGAUGUUACUCUUUUAUAUAAAGUAAAACCUGGAAUAUGUGAUCAAAGUUUUGGUAUUCAUGUAGCCAAAAUGAUUAAUUUUCCUGAAAGUGUGGUGAAAUUAGCAAAACGUAAAGCAGAUGAAUUGGAAAAUUCCAUAUCAAUAAUUAAUGAUAAAAAAUAUAACACAGGGGAUAUAAAAACAGGAACUAAUAUAUUAUUGCAAAUAAUGAAUGAUUGGAAAGAAAAAAUCAAAGAAUCGGAUAUGAGUGGUUUAGAGAUGUUGAGCAUUUUCAGAAAUUUAGUUCAAGAAAAGUAUAUUUUUGAUAUUGAAAACAAUACAUGGAUACAAAAAAUUAUUGCUGAAUAA
This is a messenger RNA of Pneumocystis murina B123, 2328 nucleotides long. RefSeq lists its product as hypothetical. The record is from RefSeq and is a predicted model, not a curated record. The coding region runs from base 1 to 2328 and encodes 775 amino acids. Gene Ontology annotation, cellular component: MutSalpha complex; nucleus. Gene Ontology annotation, biological process: mismatch repair; mitotic recombination. Lineage: Eukaryota; Fungi; Ascomycota; Pneumocystomycetes; Pneumocystales; Pneumocystaceae. Gene Ontology annotation, molecular function: mismatched DNA binding; ATP binding; ATP-dependent DNA damage sensor activity. The transcript has 11 exons.